This is a messenger RNA of Dentiscutata erythropus, 1815 nucleotides long. The record is from the annotation of a GenBank genome assembly. Lineage: Eukaryota; Fungi; Glomeromycota; Glomeromycetes; Diversisporales; Gigasporaceae.
AUGUCAUCAAAUCCAUUUUCUGAAGAAACAAUUCCAUCUCGCCCGGGAAAACCUGCACACCUCUUGAGUUAUAUGAGGUUAGAUGAUGAAGGACUAAUUUUGUUAGAUGAGCAAGCACUGAGAAUUUUAAAAGAAGUUGAAGAGCCUAUUGCCGUUAUAACUGUUGUUGGCUCUUAUAGAAGAGGAAAAUCAUAUUUCGCAAACACUCUUCUCGGACGUCAUGAUGGGUUUAAACUUGGUUCAUCUGUGGAUGGAUGCACCAAAGGCAUCGAUAUUUGGGAUACCCCAUUCAGUCAUGAGGGCAAACGUGUUGUUGUUAUUGAUUGUGAGGGUAUUAAUGAUCCUAAUCAGGAAGCUCCAUGGGCAAAUAACCUUUUUAUUUUAUGUCUGGCCAUCUCUUCAACGCUUAUAUAUAAUAUUAAUGGAGUUAUUGGAAGGGAUGAUAUUGAAAAGUUAUUCUUAGUGACUAAUGUCGUAUCUAAAAUCCAACCUCCAAAUGAACACCAAUUUUUACCAAACCUCGUCGUUCUCCUUCGAGAUUUCCAACUAGAUAGUCCGCCUGACUUUGUAGAGUAUUUUCUUGACAGAAUAUCAAAGGUUAAUGAUGAUGCCGCGAAAGAGAUUAAAAAGUUUUUUAAAAAUUUCCAAGUUUAUGAGAUUCCACCCCCAGGAAUUGGACAAGAAGCAAUGAGAAACAUGAACGCGAUUAGGACAGAUCAAUUAGAUCGCAUGUUUGUUACAAAGAUUAAAGAAGCCGUAACAAAUAUUUUUAAAGACUUACCUCCAAAAUAUCUUGGCGCUUCAACAAUGACAGGAGUAGCUUUUGCUGAAUUUCUUGAAAAAUGUGUUGAUCAAUUAAAUAAUCCAGCAAACACUAUGUUAUCGAUUCCAAGUGCAUAUGAAGCUUCUAUUAAUUAUGCUGCUCGAAAGGCGGAUAAGACUUGUAUUGAACAUUAUAAUGAAAUGAUGAACCAAAUGAAAUUUCCAACUCCUUGGGAUAAGUUUGAAGACGUUCAUAGUGUCGCAUUUGAAUUUGCGCAUCAAAAAUUCAUUCAACAAAUCAUUGGAAGCGCUAAUCAAAUUCAGUCUUUUCAAAAAGAAUUUUGUAAUAAGAUUACCGCUUCAAAAGAUCAAUUUUUCACAGAAAACUCUGCUGCUUUAAUCAAAUAUCAUAAUGAAUGGGCUCAUAAACUCUGGAAAGAGAAUGUUGCAUAUGGAUUGGAAAUAGAAAAUCUUUUUGAUAAGAACAAAUUUGCUGAUGCAAUUGAAUUGUUUGAACAAACUUAUGGAUCUAUAGCAAUACCAGGGCAAGAAGCUAUACAAGUGCUAAACGAAUUUAAAGCAAACCAAUACGAAGAUGCCAUUAGGCUUUUGAAUAUCUAUGAUGCCUUGCAUAAUGAACAUGCAAAUGAAAUGUUAACACAUCAACAAAAUGAACGGCAAUGUUAUGAAAUUUUACAAGUAGAAGGAAAGUUACUAGCAGAAAUAAAUAGUGUUAGGGCGGAAAAUGAAAAAAUUCAGAAACAACUUGAAGAAAAAGUAAAGACUAUAGAAGAAUGCAUUCUCAAACAGGAACAGAGGGAACAAGCACUCGAACAGCUAAAUAAUGAGAAUGCUCGAAUGCUUAGACAAAUAGAAGAUUAUAAACAAUUGCUUAAUAAUGUUAAGGAAGAAAACCAGUUGAAAAUGAAUGGUUUGCAAAAUCAACUCAAUAAUAAUGCUCGAAAGAAAAAUGAGAUUUUAGGUGUAGUGAAAGAUAUUUUUUCUGUUAUUGCACCAAUUGCACCACUUAUAGUUUCCUGUUUAUUCAAUUAG